Erigeron canadensis is the source of this 1394-nucleotide messenger RNA. RefSeq lists its product as uncharacterized. Bases 1 to 1293 code for a protein of 430 amino acids. The record is from RefSeq and is a predicted model, not a curated record. Gene Ontology annotation, molecular function: DNA-binding transcription factor activity. Lineage: Eukaryota; Viridiplantae; Streptophyta; Magnoliopsida; Asterales; Asteraceae. The transcript has 5 exons.
AUGGCUCGAGAAGAACAUACAUCUAGGUGUAGUAAUAGUAGUAGUGGUGGUGCUGGCGGCGGCAGCAGCGGCGGUGUUGGUAGUAGUAGUCAUAGAUCAUCAAAGAAGUUGAAACAUAAAAAAGUGCCACAAAGAGGUAUGGGUGUGGCUCAACUUGAAAAGAUUAGAUUAGAGCAAGAUCAAAAGAAAGAUGUAAAUGACGUGACACCGAAUUCGGGUAAUUCUUGUACAAAUUUGGCUAGUAUGCAGACAGUCCCUAGUUUUAGGCCUUCUUCAUGUUCAAUCCCAUUGCCACCACCUUUGCCACCUAAUCACCGUUCGUUGUUUUCCAAAACCGACGGUGGUGUAAGUAUCAUAUCUGGCUCUGGCUCUGGCUCGUUUUCAAAGCCAACGACUGGUGGUGGUGGUAGUAAUUGGAGUAGAUUAUUGAGUGAUGGUGAAUAUAGUUUUGAAGGUGAGAAACAGAAUCAAAAGCACAAUCAAAAUCUUGGGGUGGACCAGUACUCUAGAUACACUGCUGCAGCCUAUCCAACAAAUAUUGGUGGCUUGCAUUGUGAAUCCAGCCCGCCCGUUUGGCCUCCUCUCUCCAAUCUAAUGCUGCAAAGAUCUCAAUCAUUGCAGCUACCUUGUUCUUCAUCAUUGGUGAAUGUUCCAGCAGGAACCUCAUCGUCGCCUUCAUCGUCUGCUAUAAAUUUUCAGAUGGAGCCCCCUUCAAACCAAAGCUAUGAUAGCAACAAUUACCAACCAUUGUGGCCAGAGGAAGAGAAGAUGGUUGGCAUGAAGAGGCCAUACCCCUUUUCAUUAGAACAUGUGCCAAUUCCGUCAUUUAACUGCAAAUUUCCUUCUACGUUUGUCUCUCCCAUAUCAAGGUUAGACGAAUCAGCUUCUUGUAGCAACGGAAGCACAACUAGCAUAGAACCUGCAUAUCCAACUUUCAGAGAAAAUCCUUCAAGCUCAGUUGUCAUUCCUAAUACAAUAACGAAAAAGUCCAUCGAUGAAAACCAACUUCUGACCCGAGAUUUCCUCAAGUUAGGCCCUCCUCAAGCAUCUCAAUUGAAUUCGAGUUCAAACGAAAAAUUGCAAAUUUCACCUUGUAUAACAGAACAGGCCCAUUUUGAAAUGCUACCCACCCAUAAUGGCCAAUCAAAAGAUGCACACCAUUUGUCUGGAAUAGGUGGGUCAAACCCACAGCCAUAUCUUAGUUUCUUUCCAGCUGCAAGAGCACCUAUCAGGCAGCCAGGAAGCAGCAGCGGUGAUGCAGGGGAAAGUGUUGAUCUAAAUUUAAAGCUAUAAUAGGUUUUUUUUUUUUAUUACUUGAUGUGUUCUUUUAUUUAUGUUGGCAAGGUAGCUCUUUUUUAAUUGAUCUUGCUAGAAAUGUGACCAUGAAAGAAAAA